Molecule: messenger RNA, 885 nt
Organism: Oppia nitens
Lineage: Eukaryota; Metazoa; Arthropoda; Arachnida; Sarcoptiformes; Oppiidae
Product: G1/S-specific cyclin-D2-like
Exons: 6
Coding region: 1-885 (294 amino acids)
Biological process (GO): mitotic cell cycle phase transition; regulation of cyclin-dependent protein serine/threonine kinase activity; positive regulation of G1/S transition of mitotic cell cycle
Cellular component (GO): cyclin-dependent protein kinase holoenzyme complex; nucleus; cytoplasm
Molecular function (GO): cyclin-dependent protein serine/threonine kinase regulator activity
Source: RefSeq, a predicted model, not a curated record
AUGUCUUUAAAUUGUGACGAUUCGCAAGUUAUGAUCCCAGAGGCCAGUGAUAGUAACUCUUUUGGUAUCACUUAUACAGCACUGGACAACAACAUCCUCGGCGACGACCGGAUCUUAAAACAGUUGCUUCAGAUUGAAGACAAUUAUGUACCGAAAGGAGUGCUCGAAUCGUAUAAAUGUAUACAAAGUGAAGUCGAGCCUAAUAUGAGAAAAAUUGUCUCCAAUUGGAUGCUUGAAGUCUGCGAGGAAACCAAUUGUGAAGAAGUAGUAUUUCCGGUUGCGAUGAACUUUUUGGACAGAUUUCUGGUCUCAACUGAUAUCAGAAAAAGUCAGUUACAACUCGUCGGUGUCGUCUGUCUGCUCAUUGCAUCCAAACUAAGACAAUGCCAGACAUUAGAGCCACACGUCUUAAGCUAUUUUACAGAUUAUUCAGUAACCGUUGAAGAGAUUAUUGCCUGGGAGCUAUUAAUACUUCGUAGAAUACAAUGGGAUGUAUCAUCGGUGGUGGCCACCGAUUACCUUGAUCAUUUGUUCAUCAGAUUGCCAACAAUUGUCUCCAACAACAACAACACCGACAAUACAUCAUCACAUAAUUGUUACGAUUCAAUCAUUAGGAGGCAUUCAUCCACUUUUAUCGCACUGUGCACUACAGAACUUCAGUUUUCAUGUUUGACACCAUCGCUGAUAGCGGCGGCCAGUAUUGCGACCGCAGUUCACGGUUUAGAGUCGACUAAUAAUAAUAAUAAUGAUAAACAAAAUAAAACAUUUGAAACAACUGUACAAUCGUUAUCCAAAAUUCUGGACAUUGAUUCUAGUCGCAUUCGUGUUUGUGUCGACCAAAUUGAGUCUCUGGUCGCUACCCGAGCGGCCGAUUAUCGACAUUGA